Dermacentor albipictus is the source of this 729-nucleotide messenger RNA. Lineage: Eukaryota; Metazoa; Arthropoda; Arachnida; Ixodida; Ixodidae. The record is from RefSeq and is a predicted model, not a curated record.
AUGGAAGAGCUCAGUGUUGACAUUAUCGGGCCCUUGCCAUCUACAUCUCGGGGCCAGAAAUACUUGCUGGUAGUUAUUGACAAAUUUACGAAGUUCCCAGAGCUUUUCCCUCUAGGAGCAGCAACAAGUGCAAAAAUACUGGAGUGCAUGGUGCAAGUCUUCUGCCGCCAUUGCACACCUGUGGCCGUCACCAGUGAUAAUGGCAAGCUCUUUGUUAGCACACUAUGGCACAACCUCUUGAAACACUGGGGCAUCAAAGAUCGUCACACAUUGCCUUACCGGCCGGCUGGCCAAAUGGUGGAGCCUCACAAUGGCACAAUUAAGCAGUGUCUACGGGCAUACUGCUCCAACCACAAAGACUGGGACUGGCAUAUACCUGAGAUCGCCCUUGCCAUGCGUACUGCCGAGAGCGUGGUCACCGGAUAUACUCCAGCAUUGUUGUGUUACGGCCGCGAGUUGCGCACCCUAUGGGAACCUGCAAGCGACAAGGAGGACACGGAGCCUUCGAAAGCAGCACACCAUGCACUUGCUGCAGAACUCCAGCGGUGCCUUCGAGAGGCCCUCCAGUAUGCUCGGUCACAUCAGGCAGCUGCUUGGAAGGUGCAGAAAUCCUGUUACGACCGUCAUCGUCAGCCAACAACCAUCAAAGAGGGUGACCUUGUGCUCCUGGAUUCCCAUACCUUGAGUGAUGCGGCCAAGGGCGUUUCGGCGAAAUUGGCACCGCGGUGA